AUGUCUUCUGAUACCCAUCAGCCCACUACUACCAACACUACCAUGCUUUCAGAAACCAACACCACUAAUAGUGAUCCAUUUGCUCCAACUGUAUCCGGAGCACCUAAUCGGCAUAGACCGACUGCUGCUUCAAGAAGUACUGGAGUUUCUGAGCCUCAUUUUGGCUCAUACACUGAUUUGCUACCCAUUGCCUCUACCAUUGGCAAAUAUCGCAUUCUACAUAACCUUGGUACGGGUAGCUUUUCGUUUGUCAAGCUUGCUCUAGAUAUGACAUCUGUCCAUUCUUCACCUAUAUACCCAACAUCACAGCCGCUUGAACUUCAAACAUUAUCGUUGGAUCAUGCUAUCGAACCACAUGAAAGUUUGAAUACCGUCAAGGCAAAUGGCUCAAGCAAUAAUGCAUCACCAACUUCUCACGUAUCAAAGUCGAGCUCUGUAGCAAAUCAUACUUUGCCGACAGACACUACCAUUGCUCAUCAGCAUCAUUGUUCUGAAUACCAUAGCGGUGAGGGAGAAGCUGGCUCUUUAUCAGAAACUCGCUGUCCUGCAUCUUGUACUCCUAGGAAAGUAGCUCUUAAAUGUGUAGACAAGCAGGACCAAGUCAAGGCCACUCUUCUUAAACAAGAAGCAAAGGUGCUCUUUCAUAUACAUCGUCUUCCUAUACAUGAUACAAAUAUUCCAGAUAUAAACAUUGAAGCUACGGAGCUUGAUGAUUCAGUAGAUGCUGGCGAGACACUUUCAGCAGAAGAGCGUAAAUGGUUACAACGGGGACAGGAGUAUGUCGUGCAUUCUGGAGAGCUGCUUUCCAACGACAAAGUGUUGUGUCUUGUUUUGGAAUACUGUUCUGGCAUGGAACUGUUUGACUAUCUUAUGGAUCAUCAUUUGAUAUUGACUACUGGUGCAACAGGAAUUUCAGAAUCUCAUGCCAAGCCAAUUUUUCGAUCACUGCUGGAAGCUGUGUUUUUUUUGCACCAUCGUGGUGUUGCUCAUUGUGAUCUCAAGUUGGAGAAUAUUUUGGUUUCCGACACCGAUCCUCCAAGUAUCAAGCUAAUAGAUUUUGGACUAUCGCAGAUUUAUAAUCCUAAUGAAAAGGCUGGUUUCCCGCGCGGAUCUGAGCCAUAUGUUCCUCCUGAACUCGUGUUGAGACAGCCCAUACAUCCACUUAAAGCAGAUGUGUGGGCACUUGGUGUGAUUUUGUUUGCUAUGCUCACGUUGCGUAUGCCGUUUGAUGCAGAACAAAAAGCUGUCAAAGCUUUAGAUUUGGGAUUGUGCGAAAGUCCUGUUGGAACACCUGAAGUAUCGCAUUCUCCUGGUGGACAGACACCGUCAAGUUCUACACCGCCACUACCUAUCCCACUUUACCCAUCAGCGUCUAGAUCAUCAUCAUUGGAGGCCUCUAGCGCAUCUACGCCAACCUCAGCGUCCACUACUCCCUUGGCAUUACUGACCCCAUCUGGCGAAGAAUUUUCAUUGCGUAGUAAACCAAGUCUAUCCAACGGUAAUCCAGUUACGCGCCGCAUGUUUCACCGUAUUGCGGUAGGAGCAUACAAAUUUACAUCUGAAGAAACACUGCAUCUAUCGGCUGACGUGCAGGAUUUGGUAUCCAAGUUGCUUACUCGGGAGCCAUCGCGACGACCAGCAGUUAAGGACUUGUUGUCACAUCCAUGGUUUGCAGGCAUGUGUUUUGAAACUAACUUGUCAAGCCAGCCUAGAAAAGAAAAUUUGAAAAAUGUGACCGCUGAGCUUAGCAAUCUUGAAGAUCCUGUCAGCUUUGUUCCUACUGUUUCUCUUACUGCUCCUGAAUCUUCGUUAUAGACAACUUUUUAAUCUUGAAUGAAUUCUAUGACCCGGG
Messenger RNA from Batrachochytrium dendrobatidis JAM81, 1852 nucleotides. RefSeq lists its product as uncharacterized. Bases 1 to 1815 code for a protein of 604 amino acids. Gene Ontology annotation, biological process: intracellular signal transduction; protein phosphorylation. The transcript has 2 exons. Gene Ontology annotation, molecular function: ATP binding; protein serine/threonine kinase activity. The record is from RefSeq and is a predicted model, not a curated record. Gene Ontology annotation, cellular component: cytoplasm. NCBI's taxonomy places the organism in Eukaryota, Fungi, Chytridiomycota, Chytridiomycetes, Rhizophydiales.